AUGGAUUUAUCAAAGGAAAGUCUUCUAAAUCUUAAUUGGAGUGAUUUAUCAUGGUUUCAACAUUUCAAUACAGAAUUAAGUCAAGAAACAGCAUUAGCUUAUUUUUGUCAAAUAGGAAAUCCAUUUUAUGAUCGAUCGAGUUUAAAUGAACAAAUUUAUAUGAAAAAUCUUCCAGUUGAAGCUAUGUUAAAUGCAACGGGUAUUGAAUAUGCACUUAUACAUCAACAAGAUCCAGUUUUAUAUAUUAUUCGAAAAAGUUUUCGUGAAGGACCAAAUGAAUUAAGGCCACUUCAAGAAUAUUAUAUUCUUGCACCAGGUCAUAUUUAUCAAGCUCCUGAUGCAGCAUCUGUUAUUAGUCAUCGAUUGUUAACUGCUGUUCAUCAUUUUGGCAAAGCUUUUGAUGAAGCAUCACAAAGAGCUGCUUAUCAUCCUUCAUCAGGUUAUUAUUGGAAAACAAAUAAUUCAUCUGAUGAAUUAACAAAGAAAGAUUCAUCAAAAGAUAAAGUCUUAACAGUUACUCAACGUGCUCGUUUUGAUGCAAUAUUUCCUAAUUAUCAUGAACGUUUUCGACCACGAAUACCAGCUGGAACAACUGCACAAACUGCAAUACCUCCUUCAACAACGAAUAAUGAACCUACAGCUAUUGCUGGUGGCGAUACUAAUCUUCCACGAAAAGAAGAACGUACACCAUCUGAUUCACAAUCAAAUACCAGCGAACGACCUAUGAUCGAAGUUAAAAAACAAAAAACUCAAAAAUAG
Messenger RNA from Rotaria sp. Silwood1, 759 nucleotides. The record is from the annotation of a GenBank genome assembly. Lineage: Eukaryota; Metazoa; Rotifera; Eurotatoria; Philodinida; Philodinidae.